CAUAGUUAAUAAAGGUCAAUGUGUCCUUCCACACGUGUGUUCGGUGAGCUAGCCGGCUUUCUUUAACUGCGUCCUUAUUACGUCGGUACCUGCGUUAAAGUUUUUAACGUUACAGCCAUGCUGAAGUCUGUUGUUCGUGCGGUGGGAGCCGCUGUUCGCGUUUCUUCAGCCACCACGUCCACAGCGCGAGCUCUGCCGCUCGUGUGCCCGACACUGGGCUCUCCAAACUCGGCGACCACUCGGCCCUUCACCCGGUCUCUCUGGAUGCUGAGCAGCAAAGGUGCCUCGUCGGGGUACCGGCCCAAACUGUUCAGUUCCAAAGCGUUGAAUCCCUCGGUAUCGUGUGGAUGUGGAGGACUGCACACAGAAGGCGACAAAGCAUUUGGCGCCUUCCUGUCUGAUGAAAUCAAAGAGGAGAUGAAGAUCCAGAAAAACAAAACCCUCCCUAAGAUGUCUGGAGGAUGGGAGCUGCAGAUGAAUGGCACAGAGGCCAAACUCACGAGGAAUGUCGCUGGAGAAAAAAUCACUGUUACAUUCAACGUGAAUAACAGUAUUCCUCCUAACUUUGAGGAGGAGGUAGAUCAGGGACAGCAGAAGUCGUCAGAAGAAGAGCCAGACAUUGUGUCAACACCCAACUUUGUUGUCGAAGUAACGAAACAAGGAGCCAAACAUUCCCUUGUGUUUGACUGCCAUUACCCUGAGGACCAGGUGAGUCACGGUGAAGGAGAGGAGGAGAGCGAUAUCUUUGCCAUUCGUGAGGUCAGCUUCCAGCCUGAGGGAGACUCUGAUUGGAAGGAGACCAGCUACACACUCAGCACAGACUCUCUGGACUGGGCCCUGUACGACCACUUGAUGGACUUCCUGGCUGACCGGGGGGUCGACAACACCUUUGCUGAUGAGCUGAUGGAGCUCAGCACUGCAGCCGAGCACCAAGAGUACAUUAAGUUCCUGGAAGACCUGCAAGGCUUUGUAAAAUGUAACUAAUGUGAAAUCGAUACUAACAUUCUCUUGUCCUCAAUACACAUCCUUGCAAAGUUGCAGAUCUGCUAAUCCAGUAAUAUUGCAAAAAGAGCGAUCACCUGCUUUACUGUCUGUGGCAUGUUGCUAGAAGUUGUCACAAUGGGCUGCAAAUGUAUUCUUUACUAAAAUGUGACUUUAUUUUUCUGUAAGUUAAAUGCAUUUUAAAUUAAAUAUACAAGGUCAUAAAUUGUGCA
Pungitius pungitius (ninespine stickleback) is the source of this 1214-nucleotide messenger RNA. RefSeq names its product complement component 1, q subcomponent binding protein (gene c1qbp). Gene Ontology annotation, biological process: cytosolic ribosome assembly. The coding region runs from base 118 to 984 and encodes 288 amino acids. The record is from RefSeq and is a predicted model, not a curated record. The transcript has 6 exons. NCBI's taxonomy places the organism in Eukaryota, Metazoa, Chordata, Actinopteri, Perciformes, Gasterosteidae. Gene Ontology annotation, cellular component: mitochondrial matrix.